Symbiodinium sp. CCMP2592 is the source of this 282-nucleotide messenger RNA. The record is from the annotation of a GenBank genome assembly. Lineage: Eukaryota; Dinophyceae; Suessiales; Symbiodiniaceae.
AUGGUCAAGGGACUCCCGUCAACCGCUACGGAUGAGGAUGCAAUCAUGGAGUUCUUCAAAGAGCAUGCCGUGAAGGGCAAGACCGACACAGAGAUCGUCAAGGUCGUGAUCGGUUGGGACAUUGAAGAGUUCCGAGAGAACAUCUCAAAGCUGAAGGAGCUGAAGAAGAGGCUGGACGAGAAGGACAGUAGCGACCCGGAGGUGAAGAACAUCAAGGCGGAGAUGGUUCAAAUCACAGCAGCACUGAAGUCGGCAGGUACGAAGGCUGGCUGGGAUGUAUGA